Molecule: messenger RNA, 850 nt
Organism: Drosophila erecta
Lineage: Eukaryota; Metazoa; Arthropoda; Insecta; Diptera; Drosophilidae
Product: COMM domain-containing protein 3
Exons: 2
Coding region: 155-790 (211 amino acids)
Biological process (GO): sodium ion transport
Source: RefSeq, a predicted model, not a curated record
GAACAGUAACAUCGCUGUUGGGCAUACUUAAAAGCUGCUGUUAAGAACGUAACUGUGCUGUUGGGCGCAUUUCUUGUUUACAACCGGUUCAAUAGUAUAAAUAUAAAUAUAGCUUUUAUUUUAAUAAAUCGCCAAGGGAGUUAAACUAUCACACAUGGACGCCUUGCCGGGAAGUUCCUCCGCCCUGCACACAGACACCGAGCAAACUGGGCUGAUUUCCGCCACUGUAGUGGCCGGCUUAAGGAACCUGGGCGCCAUCAUUUCGCUGCCACUCACCAAAUUGCUCAUUGCAAAUUCCUUGAAACUGACACUCCAUCCAGAUGCCACCAUUGCUCCCGUGCCCGAGCUCUAUGCCAGCAAUGCCGCCUGCGCGAAACAGAGCGAGUACGCAGUGGUCACACUCUACGCCCUGGGCACCAAGCACGGCUGGGACGGCCUCCAACUGCGCCAGCAGCUGGAGCAACUCAACCUGGAUCCAGCCGCCGUGGACGAGCUGAGCCGUGUCUACGACGACAAUCGCAAGGAACUGAUUCUCCGCCAACUGCAGAUAGGCCAUAGCUUCCCGCACAUCACGGACAUCCAGUGGCGCAUCGUGUGCGACGUCAAGUCCUCCACCUCUGACUGCAGCACGGGCAUGGCCAGCUUCCACAUCAAUCUGGGCAACUUCCGACAGAGCAGCGGUGAGCGGGUGACCAUCGUUGAGUUCGUCUGCAACGCCGAGGAGCUGCAGUCACUGAUUAAUCGUCUAAAGGAGAUCGAGCGCCACUGCCAACAGAUGGCCGUGGCCUAGGGAAACAAGCGUCUAAUAUUCCUAUCGAUUAUAUUUUGCAGCAUAUAUAACACAAGCAUU